AUGGGAUGUUCUCAAUCAAGGCUAGAUGAUGAAGAAGCAGUUCAGCUUUGCAAACAAAGAAAGGAAUUCAUUAAACAAGCUGUAGAGCAAAGAACUCGCUUUGCUUCUGGACACAUAGCCUACACCCACUCUCUGCAAAAAGUUUCAGCUGCUCUUCGUGAUUACAUUGAAGAAGAUCAUGAACCUCAUGAGUUCUUAGAUUCAUUCAAGAAAACCUUCAUGCCCAACAUGACUGUAGGGUUUGUACCCAGUUCAGUGGCAAUGAAGGUGAACUACCUAAGGGCAAGUGGCAACCCAGUAAUUUCAGUUCAGGAAAGGAUUCAAUCUCCUGAGAUAGUUCAAGUGGAAGCAUAUUCUCCAAUAAACAGGUUUGGUAUUGAUGGUUUUCUUGCCAUGAAUUCUUCAUUCUUUCCUUAUCAUUCUCCCAAUAACAGACCCAAUCUUCCUUCCCUAUCACCUCAAGCUUCCCAAUGGGAUUUCUACUGGAACCCAUUUUCAUCACUGGACUACCAUGGCUACCCCACUAGAAGUAACCUUGACCAAGUAGCUAUAAAUAAUGAGGCAAGAGGAGAAGAGGAAAUACCUGACUUGGAAGAGGAUGAAACUGAACCGGAUAAGUUUACUGGGAAGAGAUAUUUAGCAGAAGAAAGAACAAAUUUUGGAAUAAAUUCCUCCAUGGGAGCCACAGUUGUAGAAGAAGAUUAUGACAACAAUGACGAUAAUGAUGAAAUGGAAUGCCCAGAAGAAGGCUGCGGCAGUGGAAAUUUAGAUGCGCCAAAAGCUCUAACUACAGGUCAUGUUAAGCCUAGGCACAAGAUUAUGGCAAUUGAUGAUCAAGAUGGUGAUGAAGAAACUCCAGGUUUUCCCGUCUAUGUAGAUAGGAGGCCCACAAGCAUGGCAGAAGUGAUCAGGGAUCUUGAAUCCCAAUUCCAUUCAGCCUGCAAUGCCGCAAAUGAUGCAUCAGAAUUGUUACAGGGAAAUUUUUUAAACCCAGUAGCUAUAUUCCGCUCAGCUUCAUCACCCUCACCCUCACCCUUAGCAAGGGUUUUAUUAAACUCUUCAAGCACUAGAGAUAGAGACAAAGGUUAUGAUAGCAGUGACAAUCUCCCAGAAGAUCCCUCCAUGCUUUCUGACAGUAGUCAUCAAUCGACAUUGGAGAGAUUAUAUGAAUGGGAAAAGAAACUAUACAAGGAAGUCAGGUCUGGAGAACGGGUUCGGAUUGUGUACGAGAAGAAUUGUACGCUAUUCAGGGAUCAGGAUGUAAAAGGAGAGGAUCCCUCUGCUGUGGAUAGAACAAGGGUGACCAUUAGAGAUCUACAUGCCCAGAUGAUGGUUUCAAUGCGCUCAAUUGAUGUAAUUUCCCAGAGAAUCGAGACUCUAAGGGAUGAGGAGUUGCAUCCUCAACUUCUUCAGUUGGUGAAAGGCCUUGCAAGGAUGUGGAAAGUGAUGGCAGAGUGUCAUUGGACACAGAAGAGAAUCCUAGAGGAAGCCAUGAUCCUCCUACCCAGAAUGCAGCUCUCAAUUUCAUCACCCGGUCCCCACAGACCAGCCCGCUCAACCUCCAGCCUCGAAUCCGAACUGAAGAACUGGCGAGCCAGAUUCGAGUCAUGGAUCGCUGCUCAGAGAUCCUACGUCCACGCGCUUACCGGCUGGCUACAAUGGUGCGUCAGAUCCAACGCUCCCGUCGAUGCUUCUCCUCGUCGAUCCUGCAGCGGGACCCAUCCAUUAAUUGGACUGUGCGCGGAAUGGUCAAGGCGGUUAGAUGAGAUCCACGAAGCUUCAGUUCUUGAAGGCAUAGAUUAUUUCACAGCUGGUGUGAGGUCGCUGAGCGCCCAAGAGGUUCGAGAAAAUUCUCUUAGGAAUGGAGGAGGAUGGAAGAAAUCAGAUGGAAAUAUUGGGGAGGUAGAAGCAGAAGGAGAAGUUGUGAUUGCAGAGAAAAUGCGAGAAGAUGAGAUUAUGAUGAUUUGUGGAGGAAUAGCAGUAGCUAUGAGCUCACUCGCUGAGUUUGCUGUUGAUUCUUCAAAAGUUUAUGAUCAGCUUGUUGAGCUGUGGGGGCAUGCGAAGUGCAAGGAUGCUUCCCCUGUGGAUUUGGCUGCAACAUGAAGUUUUUUCCCAACUCUCCCUUUUUGGGAA
Messenger RNA from Prosopis cineraria, 2133 nucleotides. RefSeq names its product protein ALTERED PHOSPHATE STARVATION RESPONSE 1-like. The record is from RefSeq and is a predicted model, not a curated record. The transcript is spliced from 4 exons. NCBI's taxonomy places the organism in Eukaryota, Viridiplantae, Streptophyta, Magnoliopsida, Fabales, Fabaceae. The coding region runs from base 1 to 2103 and encodes 700 amino acids.